GAAGAAGUUGUAGAAGAAGAAGUUGUUGAAGAAGUUGUCGAAGAAGAAGAAGAAGUCAAAGAAACAGAGUGCUAUAAAUUCGUAAAGAAAUACGCUAGCAUAAUUGACCACACAUUGGAUACACACAAUGGAGGUGCAAUUUUACAAGAAUUUCGACUUCACAUACCUUGGUAUACGUACCCAUAUUACGAUGAUAAUGAUCAAAGCACUUGCCCAAAAAAGAGGUGCCUAAUCCAAAAAUGGCUCGAGUUUGCAUUUUCGAAACAAGUCCUAAUCAUCCACGUACGGUUAGAUUGCAGCCACAGGUGGGCUCUCUUUCCAUUUUUCUCGAGCAAAAACGAAACCCUCAAAGAAUUGUCCCUAAAUUCAGUUGAUGUGGAUGACGAGUUUCUCGAGCUACUUCUCUCGAAUUUCGUUGCCCUUGAGCGUCUAUCGAUCGAACGCAGCUAUAGACUAAGUGUUGUACGUUUCUUAGGCGAUUUAUUAGUAGCUCCGAAGUUGAAGCACUUUGUCAUAAGUGCAUGUUGUGAGAUCAAAUCCGUCGAGAUUAGAGACAUGACGAACCUCGAAUCUCUGUCGCUUCAUCGAUUGCCACAUCAUUACAAACUCGUGCUAGAAAAUGUUCCGAGUCUUGUUGAUUUGGACACGUGCAAAAAUAUCGGGAUUCAAAUCCUUUCGCAGGGCAUUAUUAGUGGCCAAUUGGUGAAGCUCAAGCUCUCGUCCGACCCCUAUCAUGAUAUCUCAUAUGAUGACGUGGACGACAUGUGCCUCCCGAAACUAGUGAAGAUUAAACAUAUGGAGUUGGAAUAUUCUAUCCGUGGUGAUGGUAACAUUCGUGAACUGUUUCAUUUCAUCGAGGCUUGUCCGUACAUGCAGAAACUUAAGAUUCGGUUUGUAUGGCAUAAAUGUCCGAGCAAUUAUAUGUAUGGUCGUAGUGCGCAAUAUCGUAUUAAGGCGGUGACCAAAACUUCGUACGAUCAUCUCAAAAGGGUGGAAUUAGUAGGGCUCUUUGGGUGCCCACGUGAAUACGAAUUUGGAUCGUGCAUUAUUGGAAAGGCUACCGCGCUUGAAGAGAUGUUCGCAGAAACGCGCGCCUACGACAAUGUCAUAAUGGAACGGAAGGCGAUAUCCCGUGUAUGGAAGUAUUUUAGAAGAAAAUUGCCAAAAUCGGUUAAUUUGGUUGUCGAGUAGAUAAUCUUAGGAUAUUGCUUUGCUAGCUUGUGUUUGAGUUUAAUGUUUCAUAAAUUUGACUGGGAUUAUUUUAUUUAUGAUCAAAUUUUUUGAUA
Messenger RNA from Erythranthe guttata (spotted monkey flower), 1286 nucleotides. RefSeq lists its product as uncharacterized. The record is from RefSeq and is a predicted model, not a curated record. NCBI's taxonomy places the organism in Eukaryota, Viridiplantae, Streptophyta, Magnoliopsida, Lamiales, Phrymaceae. Gene Ontology annotation, molecular function: protein binding.